Molecule: messenger RNA, 762 nt
Organism: Cladophialophora psammophila CBS 110553
Lineage: Eukaryota; Fungi; Ascomycota; Eurotiomycetes; Chaetothyriales; Herpotrichiellaceae
Exons: 3
Coding region: 1-762 (253 amino acids)
Molecular function (GO): oxidoreductase activity, acting on the CH-OH group of donors, NAD or NADP as acceptor
Source: RefSeq, a predicted model, not a curated record
AUGUCCUCCUACUUUAUCACUGGUGCCGGUCGCGGCCUAGGCCUCGAAUUAGUCAAUCAACUCUCACGAAUGCCGUCAAACCAAGUAUCGAUCGUCAUCGCCGCGAGCAGAUCACAGCCCACAGCUGCCCUACAAGAGGUUGUUGAUCGUUCACAUGGACGUGUCAUCCCUAUUACCGUGACGAUCACAGAUCGAAGCAGUAUUGACAUGGCUGUGAGGGAAGUCAGCAGUAGACUUGAGGGGAAAGGUCUUGACGUGCUGAUCAACAACGCCGGCGUUAUGCCUGGAGCGUUCAAAGGUAUCGCAAAGAUGGAUAACCUGAGGUAUGCGUUCGAAGUCAAUGUCGAGGCGGUUCACGAGACGACCGCAGCAUUGUUGCCAUUGCUGAAGAAAGGGGCUGGGAAGCAAGUUGUCAACAUCUCAACGACCGUUGGUUCAAUCUCGCAAGCUGAGGGAUUUGCUCAAGCGCCAUUCCCGGCAUACAAGGUCUCAAAAGCCGCACUAAACAUGUUGACUGUGCAAUAUGCGCUCGAAUAUGGCAAAGAAGGGUUUACAUUUUAUGUGAUAUCGCCUGGGUGGCUCAAGACCGAUAUGGGCAGCCAGAACGCUGAUCUGGGAGUGGACGUUGGGGCGGGGGCCGUGCUGGACAUUGUGUUAAACAGUAGACCAGAGUACAACGGCACAUUCCGAAACAUUCUGGUUCCGGGAUGGGAGAAUAACGAAGGCCCGAACCGUUAUGAUGGGAAAGAGGUUCCUUGGUAG